This is a messenger RNA of Coregonus clupeaformis (lake whitefish), 3518 nucleotides long. RefSeq names its product zinc finger and BTB domain-containing protein 1. Gene Ontology annotation, molecular function: protein binding. The record is from RefSeq and is a predicted model, not a curated record. The coding region runs from base 664 to 2760 and encodes 698 amino acids. The transcript has 2 exons. Lineage: Eukaryota; Metazoa; Chordata; Actinopteri; Salmoniformes; Salmonidae. Gene Ontology annotation, biological process: negative regulation of transcription by RNA polymerase II; regulation of immune system process; regulation of cytokine production.
CUUAUUAUUAUUAUUACAUGACAAUUUAUGAGCGCAUCAAAGUUCUAAUAACCAAGUAGUACAGCCUCAUAAAUGCACGCCUUGGAGAUUUGAUGUUUCUUAUGCUGAAAUGUAGCCUUAACAUCCUAUCAAAGAUGUAAGCCUACUUCUGUAAAACUCAGAUGAAUCAAAUGUGUAGCUAAAUCAUCCUUAUCGGUUGGUUAUUCUGGUAAAUGCAUAUGGAGACGAAAUAACUAGGCAAUAAACAUAGGCUUUUAAUCCAAUUUAUGCGGAGGAAAAUAAACCUUGUUAAUUUUUUGCAUUGGUGCUAUGAACCUAAAUAGCCUAUGCCAGUAUUACAGUCACAUUUUCUAUGUUCGUCCAUUUUACUUGUAAGCGUCCAGCUGAGCAGCCUAGUCACUGCCUUGUUACCGUACACCCAGUCUCGGGAGGUUUGGAUUUGCGUGAGUGGGGCUGGAUCUCGCUCAGUGCGGUGAAUAAGCUCGCAGAGCGGCUGUGCGGAAGUUCUUUCAUCCGUGCUGCAGAAGGGGCUUGCUUCGCCCUCGCGAUUAUUCUCGUCACAAGUUUAUGGUUCGAUAAAAGCGGUUCAGGUGGAACUUCUGGACAUUGCACCCCAACUUGAGUUUUACUACAUCCACAGUCUGCCCCAUUUAUUGUCGGGUGAUGGCGAGGCCAAGCCACAGCGAGCAUGUCCUGCAGCAGCUCAACAACCAACGGGAGUGGGGCUUCCUGUGCGACUGCUGCAUCGCCAUUGGCGACAUCUACUUCCGGGCCCACAAGGCCGUGCUGGCUGCGUGCAGCUCCUACUUCCGCAUGAUGUUCAUCCGGGACCAGCAGGGGACAGCUCGCAUGGACCUCAGCAACAUGCAGAUCAGCGCAGAGUGCUUCGACCUCAUCCUGCAGCUCAUGUACCUGGGCUGCAUAGUGGUGGGCAGCUACGAGUUCGAGGAGCUCAAGGUCUCAAUGGCCUACCUGCAGAUGUACUAUAUCCCAGACACCCUGGAGGACCUCCGGGACAUCAGGAGCGCCUCCAACCUUACGCCGUCCUCCUCUGCCUCCUCCUCUUCCUCCACCACCUCGUCCGGCUCCUCUUCCUCCGUUGGCCCGGCAAUUACAGGAAAAAUGAUGUUUGGAGUCCGCAUGUACGAUCAGCAGAAGCCAAGCGCCCCAGAGGGUGAGCCCAAAAGUUUGCCCAAAGUUGCCAUCACUGCUGUGCCUGUGCGACCAAGCAUUCCUGUCCCAGUCAACAGGCCUCCACUUGUGGUGGAGGAUGUGGCGUCCCCUUUGGUAGUAGUUGCACCACCGUUUCUAGACAGUGUGGCUGAGCAGCCUUGUGACCUGCGCAAGAGGCCUGGCGGCCGGAGUGCCACCCUGAAAGAGCGCCCCCGCUUCGGGCGCACAUACACCUGUGACGACUGUGGCUUUGUCUUUAGCUGCGAGAAGCUGCUGAUAGAGCACAUCCUCACCUGCACCAACCGUAAGGCCUUUCAGGUCCCCAGGACCAGCGCAGAGGCAGACAACGACUCCAGCAAGGCGGAGAGCUCGGCCUCUGAGGGGAUGGAGGAGCACAGGGUGGUCUGCAAGGGCGAAGAGGAUUGGCCGGACCACAAGUCAGACGCCGACACAGUGAUCAGGUCCGUGACAAUUGGUACGGAUAACGAGCCUGGUUCUGCCAGGAAUAUCACCAUCAAGAUGGAGCUGGAAGAAAACGUGGUGUCCGAGAUGGAUGGCAUUAAGGUGGUCCAGGUGGGAGAGAUCAGUGCGAGGCACAGUACACUCAGCGACACUAUGAGGGAACCGAUUAAAUUUAACCGGGAGGCCGAGGCUGAUGUUUCAGUCAUGGACGACAGCAACGAGCCAUUCGAGGGGCACAUGUCCAGCAACAACGAUUCUGUCAUACCUGUUAAGAUGCGCAAGGUUAAAGUGGAGAAGCAGGACGGGGACAGUUUGCCAUGUGAGCUCUGUGGAGAACUGCUCACGAAGGAGGACCAGUCGGCUCACUACAUCUCCAGCCACAUGGGCCACAUCUGCGCCUGCGGGAGGUGUGGCCAGGUCCUAAUCAAGGGGCGGCAACUGCAGGAGCACGCUGAGCGUUGUGGUGAACCUCAGGGUGCGGACACCGACUCCCAUGGGGAGGAGGGUGACUCACCCCUGCCCGAGGACCCGCAGGCCAUGGACGAUGGGCUGCUGGACGGGGGCGACCUGGCCUGCCCCCAGUGUGGCCUACUUUUCCAGAGCGAGAGCCUGGCAUUGGAGCAUGCUCUGGCCUGCCACGAGCAGGAGCUGUUCCGCCCCGCCCAGCUGGAGGAUGGCGGCGUCGAGCCGGACCACCGGCGCAAGCACUUCUGCGCCAUCUGUGGCAAGGGCUUCUACCAGCGCUGCCACCUGCGGGAGCACUACACUGUCCACACCAAGGAGAAGCAGUUCACCUGCCAGACGUGCGGCAAGCAGUUCCUGCGUGAGCGGCAGCUCCGGCUGCACACCGACAUGCACAAGGGCAUGGCACGCUACGUCUGCCCCGUGUGUGACCAGGGCACCUUCCUCAAACAUGACCAUGUGCGCCACAUGAUCUCGCACCUGUCCGCCGGCGAGACCAUCUGCCAGGUGUGCUUCCAGAUCUUCCCCAGCGGAGAGCACCUGGAGAAGCACAUGGACGUGCACCUGUAUAUCUGCGGCGUCUGCGGGGAGAAGUUUCGCCUUCGCAAGGACAUGCGAAGCCACUACAACUCCAAGCACACCAAAAGACUUUGUCCUGCCUGAAUUUAUGCGUCUGUUACCUAAAAGCCAUAAAUGUGAGAACAAAUGUAUGCACUUAAACACCAAAAAAAGAAAACCUAUCAAAUCUACACUUUCAAAUUGUAUGAAUAAUCGAAGUGUGUUAUUGCCUCAAAUUUUUGUCAUUUGUCAUUCAGAUUCACACCCCUGUACUAAACACACAUUAAUGCCAUUUGAUGACGUUGCCACAGUAGACAAAUCCUUGGCACAUUUGAAGGCUUUUGGAAUCUAGUGUUUCUCAGCAAACAGCCUAUGCAAUACACAGUUAAUGGAAUGAAGUGGAUUCAACUUAAGUUCAUUGCAAAGAGGUGUUUUGAUUGUAAUAUAAAUCCACAUUUCAAUAUAGUAUUUGUGAACAGUUACUGUACAUAGCACUUAUGCAUUGACAAUUUAAGAAUGGCCUUGCCAUUGCUUUUGCUUUUCAGGGGUGCAUGAGUGGCAUUGCAUUCCUAAACAUUGUCUGCCAGUCGAUGCCACUGUGCAAUGCUCACGUCUUUGUCAUUUCAAUGUAACGCAUUAGGGGACAUGGACAAGCAUAACUGAAUAUCUCAACAAAUCGACUGAUCUGGCACCUUGUAUUUUCAAAAUGAUACUACGAAAUGAAAAGAGAGGCACGGUUUGUUUAGCCCAAUCAUAACAUAGGCUACAUCACAGGCUCUGAAAUUCCUGUCUUUAAAGGCCCAGUGCAGUCAACAACGUGAUUUUCCUGUGUUUUAAUCUAUUUACACACUAUGAGGUUGGAA